UCAACACAUUGUUCCGUAACAUAACUGGCCACUCUGCAUCACGUGAUUUGAUGUCAUAGGUCAGAGUGGUAUACCAAGGGCGAAACAUGGCGGCGACGACGACCAAGAAAGUUUUCGAGGUCUUCGUGUCUAAAAUACCCUGGACUAUAGCCAGCAAGGAGAUGAGGGAGUACUUUGGACAGUUUGGCCCAGUGAAGAAGUGCCUUCUACCAUUUGAUAAAGAAACAGGCUUCCACAGAGGCUUCUGCUGGAUCGGAUUCUCAACAGAGGAAGGACUGAACAAUGCACUUCAGAAGGACCCACACAUGCUGGAGGGAGCCAAGCUCCAGGUUCAGAGGAACAGGCGUCCGUUUGCGGGGCAGAAGUCAAACAAAGAUAGUGAAUAUGACUGAAGCUCUGUGGUUCUGCCGUGUGGAUGAGACGGACAGAGAUGCGCUAUAGUCAUUCUCAGGCCCAGAUUCACUAAGACCGCGUUUUCUUCUUCCUGCCUCAGCUGCUUCAUGUGAAACUUUUGCACUUCUGUUUGGGCCAUAACGAACACUUCGAUCAGUACACAGCGAUGGUGUGUAUUACCAGAGAGCGUUCCUCGUACACCGUCGGUGAAUUUGGGCCUGAGCGUUACGGACACUGUCUCAAUGGGUUGUCCAGUAGUAAUGUCUUUAUUUAUUGUCAGUGAUAGUGUUGUACUUCCUGUAACCAUCCUGUCCCACACCAUCUACAGUACAUACUUUAAUGCUAACAUGAAAGGUUUAUGAAACAUUCACACAUUUCCAGUGUAUGGCAAUAAAAACAGUGUUUAAGA
Messenger RNA from Micropterus salmoides (largemouth bass), 802 nucleotides. RefSeq names its product SRA stem-loop interacting RNA binding protein (gene slirp). The record is from RefSeq and is a predicted model, not a curated record. Gene Ontology annotation, molecular function: RNA binding. NCBI's taxonomy places the organism in Eukaryota, Metazoa, Chordata, Actinopteri, Centrarchiformes, Centrarchidae. The transcript is spliced from 4 exons. The coding region runs from base 87 to 392 and encodes 101 amino acids.